UAUCAUUGUAUUCAAGUAUUUCUAUCUUCUAUAUAUCUUUGGAGCCCGUCUGUAAAAAAUACUGCAAUACAAAUUGCUGUAACUUGUUUGUAUAUUGAACUCAAUCCAAAGUGUACCUUAACAUUGAUAAAAAAAUAAAUAUUUUGAUAUCAAGAUACCCAUACAGAACAAAACAAUUGACCACUGAUUCCAGUCAUUUUAUUAACAAAGUUGUUCAAAGAAAUACUCUGACGAUAAACAUGGCUGUAUCUCUCGUAAAGAUUGUUCUACUGAGUGCCUUCAUUCUUAUAGCAAGUACACAUUCCUCUGUGAAUAAUAUGAUUAAACAUGACCAAGGUGCAGACAUCUAUAACGAUAACGUUGUAACAACCCAUACAAUUAGCCUGGGAAAUGAGCAUUCAAAUCACAGCCUAAUAAAACAGGAAAAACAAAGCGAUCUGUAUGAAAUGAGGGCGAAAGAUUUGGAGAAGUCGCCAAUUAAAGAAUGCCAACAACAGCCCUGCAACCUAACAAACAUUACAGAAAAUAUGUUUCUAUCUUUAAAAACAUUUAACAAAACAAAGUUUGAUUUACUGAGGAUUCAAAGAAACUCUAAAAGAAAUAUUUUUUUAGCAGAGGGGAGACACAUGGGUACAAAGAGAGAUUUAGACAGGAAGAAGAGGAAUAGUUUCAGAUACUGUAAUGAAACGUUUCAUAAAUACUCAGGAAUGUUAGUUUUUAACUUUGAAAGUCAAAACGAUGGAGUGUGUCAGUGGCAAAUUAUAGCUGGGGACCACGAACGUAUUCAAUUAAAUAUCACCAUUUUUUCAAUAAAUGUUUCUUCCACAUGUGAGAAUAACUAUUUAUAUAUUAGACAAGGAUUUUAUCACAUACCCCCAAGUACUGGCCAUCGUUACUGUGGAAAACAAAGUAGUGUACCUAAUGUUAUUACAACCUAUGGGAAUAGAAUGUGGAUAGAAGUCAAGAGCGAUGGAGGUUUAAGCGAGUUCAGUGCAAAUUACAAAAUACUCUGCGGUGAGAAAAUUAAAAUGGACGAGGGCUUUAUAAAUAGUCCAGGUUACCCUAACAAUCCCCCAGAUUGUUCAUGUCUCUGGAAAAUUACAGUAAAAGAGAAUUUCUUUGUGAGUCUUCAGUUUAUAGUGUGGAAUAUGAGAAUAAGGGUUAUGCACGAUAAAGGUGGCUGUACGUCUGAUUACGUUCUUAUAUAUGAAGAAUACGGAAAUACUAGGAACGAAACUGGGAAAUACUGUUACUUCACAAAACCUAAAGAUAUUAUAAUCCCUAGAAAUGAAGUCUUCAUACAAUUUAUAAGUAGUAAACUUCCACCUAAAUUUUCAAUUCAUUUCCAAGCCGAAAGAAAUGAGUGUGAGACCAAAGAGCACAACUGCCACCAUGCUUGCAUGAACACUAUUGGCAGCUAUAAGUGUACAUGCAGGACAGGUUAUGAGCUUCACCCCAAUGGCAAGACUUGCACAAGGAAAUGUGGUGGGAAUAUAACUGCAAACAGUGGCAAUAUUUUCUCGCCCAACUAUUCACAAAAUUACUCGCUGCCCAAAGAGUGCAUCUGGUUCAUAACAGUGCCUAAAGAAUAUAACAUUAGUUUAAACUUCAGAAAAUUUAAUAUGCAGUGUCCUAGUGCAGUGAGCGUGGAUCUAUAUGGUGACAAUGACCCGAACAAAAUUAAACACUUUUGUAGUUUCAACAAGCCUAACAGUAUGAUAUCCAAGAGUAAUGUUAUAAAAAUCAUAUAUAAGUCUGUCAUGCAUGAUGUCAACCAAGACUUUGAAGCACAUUUUUCUAAAAAUUGCAAUAAGUGUGAUGAGAAUAAUGGAGGCUGUAGCCAUUAUUAUCAAGAAACUAUUGGAAGCUAUAUUUGCCUCUGUGAUGAAGGCUAUACACUUGAUGAUGACCAACGGACGUGCGUUCCUUUACAAGAAUAGACAAAGUUAGUUUUAAGUAUUACCAAAUCAGGCCCAAUUCAAUGUUAGAAAAAUAUUUUCUUUAUUUGCAAAAAAUUUGGCAUAAUGAAAACAUGAAAUAUAAAGCAUAAUAUUAAAAGUUGAAA
Messenger RNA from Biomphalaria glabrata, 2065 nucleotides. RefSeq names its product tolloid-like protein 1. Gene Ontology annotation, molecular function: calcium ion binding; serine-type endopeptidase activity. Bases 240 to 1940 code for a protein of 566 amino acids. NCBI's taxonomy places the organism in Eukaryota, Metazoa, Mollusca, Gastropoda, Planorbidae. The transcript has 2 exons. The record is from RefSeq and is a predicted model, not a curated record.